UCUGUCAACACAGGUUGCCUGUUCUCCUCCGCUGCCUGCUGUCCAUCUUCUGGCCUUCCAAUCCUUUCCAGUCUCUUUACAAGGUGCGUUCGUCGCGUUAGCCAAAUCAGAUCAUCAACAUGCGUCUCAUCCAGGUCCUCGCUCUCGCUCCGGCGCUCGCUGUCGCACAGGAACAGGUUCCCCUUGCGGAUCGGUUCCAGGGCUGGCUAGACAGGGCCAAGGCUUACCUGCCAACUGCUACCCCGGUUGUGCCUGCCGCUGUCGAGAAAGUCCAGAAAGUGGUCGAACAGAAGAAGAUCCAGGAGAAGACCGUCACUCACUUGAAUAUGACCAACUGGGAGUCGAUGCUGGAGCCUGCAUCUGAUACCCAGGACUGGUUCGUCUUCGUCACUGGAGGCAACAAGACAUGCUUCGGCCGCUGUGCUCAAGCGGACAAGUCGUUCAAUGAAUCUGUGCUUCUGUUCUCCGCCGAUCCCACCUCUCCCAACCUUGCUCGCCUGGACUGUGAGGCGAACCAGGUUCUCUGUGCUGCUUGGUCCGCGAGUGCUCCCUCGGUCUGGCACUUCGAGGUUCCUCAGGCCCAGCUUGGAGAGGGACGCGCUCCUACCACUCUUCACACCGCCCACCUGAACACCACCACCGUUACCCCCGAGACAAUCUACAAGCUUCAUUCCGAGAAGAUCAUCGAGCAGAGCCCGGCCUACGAGGGUCUUCUGCACCCUACCGAUGGCUUCUUCGCUAAGAACGGACUUCUCCUUCCCCUCGGCUAUGUCAUGUGGGGCUUUGGUUCUAUCCCGAGCUGGCUCUUCAUGCUCUUCAUCAGCUUCUUCAGCAGGACUUUCAUGGAUCGCGCGCCCUCAACGACCGCCUACGUCGUGGCGACAGCCAUCCUCGCCGGUGUGACAGGCUACUUCCUCGGCCAAGGGUCAUCGCUCGGCCUCUUCACCAAUAAAGAGAAAGAAGGCUGGCCGAACAGCUAUAAUGUGAAGGUGCACCGCGACUCAUCGGACGAGGAGUUCGAGGAAGAAGAAGAGGAAGAAGAGGAAGAGGACAGCGAAAAUGAGGGCGACGGCUCCGAGCUGGCGAAUUUCGAUAACAGUGCCGAGGAGGUCAAAUUGGUGUUGGUCGUGCGGACGGAUCUGGGGAUGACCAAGGGCAAAAUCGCCGCCCAAUGCUCCCACGCCACGCUGGCUUGCUACAAAUACCUGACCGCGCACACGCCGAACUCGCCGCUGCUCCGGCGCUGGGAGGCGCAGGGCCAGGCCAAGAUCGCGCUGCAGGUUAAGUCCGAGGAGGAGAUGGAGAUGCUGUAUGCGCAGGCGAUCAGUUUGGGGCUCUGUGCAAGGGUCAUCACGGAUGCUGGGCGGACGCAGAUUGCCAGUGGGAGUCGGACGGUGUUGGGGGUUUUGGGGCCGAGGAGUGUGGUUGAUGGUGUGACGGGGCAUUUGAAGUUGUUGUGAUUGAUUUGGUUUAAUUGCCUUUUGGGGGGUGAUGUGGUUGGUUAUGGGAUGUGGUGAGAUGGUGGUUAUGAGUAAACAUGACAUGGGCAAGUGCAUGCGCAUGUGCAGGCGUGAAUGGUACAUGGCUUUACUAUGGGCAUCAAAACUGGGUGGUGGGAGCGUGGUAGCUUGGUAGCUUGGGCUGGAUAUCAUGCGUCGGAUUUUGUGCGGUUAUAGAAGUGUUCGCAUGUGAAGGCUCGAUGGAUAGGAUCCCCGAGAACCCGGUACAACAUAUAGCUCGUCGCUUGGUGACAUUGCGCCCAUACGCGCGACCAGAUUCGCAAGCAAAAUAUACCUGACAAAACGCAUAGCGCAUUAACCAGGACUUAUAUCCC
Molecule: messenger RNA, 1834 nt
Organism: Aspergillus homomorphus CBS 101889
Lineage: Eukaryota; Fungi; Ascomycota; Eurotiomycetes; Eurotiales; Aspergillaceae
Product: aminoacyl-tRNA hydrolase
Exons: 6
Coding region: 120-1460 (446 amino acids)
Cellular component (GO): cytosol; mitochondrion
Molecular function (GO): peptidyl-tRNA hydrolase activity
Source: RefSeq, a predicted model, not a curated record